Pseudovirgaria hyperparasitica is the source of this 948-nucleotide messenger RNA. RefSeq lists its product as uncharacterized. Bases 1 to 948 code for a protein of 315 amino acids. The record is from RefSeq and is a predicted model, not a curated record. Lineage: Eukaryota; Fungi; Ascomycota; Dothideomycetes; Acrospermales; Acrospermaceae. The transcript has a single exon.
AUGGCCAUCUCGAAGAGAAGAAAAAAGAGAAACUCUGCCACUUUUCGGAAUUUGAAACCAAAACACACUCGUCACCGAAAACUUCACCGCAAGACUAUUGUCAAAGCUACAAUGGCACCUCCACCAAUGGGAACCAACAUCACCCUGACGGGUCUGCAAGAGUACAUUACCUCUUUACGCCCUGUCCAUACUCAGACACCCAAUACACACUCUAGUCUCAGGAUGAGGCCCGACUCCCCGACUUUGGCUCACUUGCCCAGGACUAUACCUACAACCCCAGAUGCAGGAUCGCUGGCGCCAUUUGAGUCUAGAAGCAAAAAGCUGGAAAAGUGGUGGGCAUUUGCGUCUGAGUCUCGCCAGGCAAACACGAACUACAAGCCUCUUCCUUCUGCACACAAACGUAGCACUAUGAGCCUGCCACCAACACCGUCGACUCCCAUCAGCAGAGUUCCUAGAGCUAUGAACACUAUGCCCAGAUACGACAAGACCGCAAAGGGUCGCAAGGGCCUCCCUCAAACCGCUAAGAAGUCAGCGAACGAAAGCCCAAUUCCACAUUUCGCCCGUGGAGCAGGCACGAAAAGGAGAUCCGACGCUCGAAAAGACUCAGGACACAGUGCAUCACAGAAGUCAACCAGUGGCGAAACUGACAGGCGAAAGAGAUCGAUACCGCAUCUUCAGCAAAAAAAGACGUUCAAUCUAUGUGUGUAUUGCCAAACAGCGGCGUGUCUUGUUUCGCAAACUCCCUCCGGUCUCGCACGAACUGCCACUCAGGAACAGGGAACAAAUAUGGAUAUACCUUCUACUCACUGGAAUGCGUAUGAUGAGGAUGAAAGACUUGAUAUUUACACUGGGCAUAAUGCCCUUGUGGAUGAUGGUCUCAGGCAGCAAUACAGUGAAGCAGACCUGUUCUACGGCAGUGCAGAAGAUGAGGACGAUAAUAGCAAUUGA